AUGAAGACCUUGGCCAUCCGUGUCCUCUGUGCUCUGGCAUGUGUGUGCCACUCUAUUGGAGACUCCUCUACCCCCACUGCCUAAAAGCCUGCUAGUGAGUAAAGAGUGGGUGUGUUUGUUAAGAAGGACCUGGCCUCCACUUUGGUGCGACAGAAGAGAGCCGGCACUGCCCUUGCAGACUUGUCCCUGACUCAGCUGGAGUGUCUGAGGGAGGUGUGUGAGCUUAACUACUGGUGUGAGAACCUGAUGGACACAGCUGGGAUCAUUGCUGCCUACACCGAAUUCUAUGGACCAAUCCCAUACUAGAUGUCAACCCACUCCACAAACCAACUUCUAUUCUGCAAGGCUUUUUG
This is a messenger RNA of Oncorhynchus kisutch (coho salmon), 353 nucleotides long. RefSeq names its product osteocalcin-like. NCBI's taxonomy places the organism in Eukaryota, Metazoa, Chordata, Actinopteri, Salmoniformes, Salmonidae. Gene Ontology annotation, biological process: bone development; response to vitamin K; regulation of cellular response to insulin stimulus. Gene Ontology annotation, molecular function: structural constituent of bone; hydroxyapatite binding; calcium ion binding. Gene Ontology annotation, cellular component: extracellular region. The record is from RefSeq and is a predicted model, not a curated record. The transcript has 4 exons.